AUGGCCGAACCCGUGCUUGCUUCUUUGAUCCAUGUCUUAGGCUCCCUGCUUAGUAGCAGAGCAACCGACCAUGGCCGGCGCCUCUGGUCCGUAAGUCGUGAUGUCGGAUGGCUCCGUGAUGAGCUCCACAGCAUGCAGCUCUUCCUUCACGAGAUGGAGGUUUGUAGCAUUGAGGGCGGCGUCGCCAGAGAAGCAUGGAUUGACCAGAUGAGGGACAUCAUGUCCGACUCAGAGGACACCAUCGACAUCUUCGACGCCAGCCAAGUACAAGGCUGCUGUGUUCUUGGUAAGCUGAGAUCGAGGCAUGACGUCGGGGCUCGGAUCAGGCGUAUCCGGGCUCAGCUGAGUGACAUCUCCCGUCGCCGACUGGAGUAUGCAGUUGAAAGACCUAGAGAAUCAAGUGAUAAGUGGAUCCAUGGUCUUUUAGCCUCAUCUCCGAUGGUUCAUGACAUAGAUGUUGUAGGCCUGGAUAAAUAUCUGGAUGUGUUGCUUCGGCAUAUCUUGGAUGGAGGCUCAGAGUCGGAGCUAAGUGUCAUAUCCUUGGUUGGCAUGGGAGGUGUUGGGAAGACCACACUUGCCAAGAAGGUGUACACCAACCCGGACGUGAAGAAGCAUUUCGAAUGCUGCGCGUGGAUCUAUGUGUCGAAAACGAUGGAGCUGCACUCUGUCCUCUGUGAGAUGGCCAACGGGCUGAUGAAGAUCCCCUCUGCAGAGGCGAGCUCCCUCUGCGAGAAGCAGCUCCUAGAAUUGCUCUUGAGUGGCCUUGGCUGUAAAAAGUUUCUGCUUGUGUUUGAUGAUGUCUGGGACAGAGGGUUGUGGGAUAUCAUCAAGCUAGUACUGCCCAGAAAAUGCAGCGGGAGCCGAGUGCUUGUGACAACUCGUAAUGCCGCCGUGGCUGGCUCAGUUGAAGGCGUAAAGAGCACUGUGCAGCAGCUUCAGCCAUUGCCAUUUGAAGAUUCCUGGAAUUUGUUUUGCAAAAAGGCAUUCUUGCAGGAUGGAAUAUGCCCGGACGCUCUAAAGGAAACUGCCGAGGACAUUGUGAAGAAGUGUGUUGGUUUGCCUCUUGCUAUUGUUGCUGCAGGGAGUAUGAUGUCCGGGAAAGAACAAACAGAUACUAAAUGGAAAAGUGUCCUGGCAAGCAUUCAGAAGGAUCUAAGCAAUGGUCAAAUGGGAAUCCAGCAGACACUGCUCUCAAGUUAUAGGGACCUCCCACAGCCUUUGAAGCCAUGUUUUAUGCUGCUCUCUGUAAUCCCAUAUGAGUCACAGAUCUCCCGAAAGAAAUUAGUUCGGUUAUGGAUUGCCGAAGGGUUUGUGAAAGAAAAGGCUGAUGAGACACUUGAAAUGACUGCAGAGAAGUACCUCAUGGAGCUGAUCAACAAAAGCAUGGUAGAAGUGGCAACAGCAAGCAUCAGUGGGAGAGUAAAAGCAUGCAGAGUUCAUGAUCUUCUUCACGAUCUUGCCAUUUGGCUGUCUGAAAAUGAGAAAUUUUCCAUCAUCUGCGCUGAUAAAGGCCCAAGUGUUAGUGAUCGGCGCGUAUCAAUGCAAAUGCCUCAUGUAUCAUUCAGCAAUGAACACAAGAAAAGAUUGCGAUCUGUUUUCAUGUUCAACAACAGUGCACCAAUUGCAAUUAAAUGCAAUGUUAUUUCAAGGAGCUUUGGUCUGGUAAGAAUUCUGGAUUUUGAAGAUGGUAACAUGCUAGAACUUCCAAAAGAGAUCGGAGGCUUAGUUCACUUGAGGUACCUUGGACUAAGGGGAACGAAGUUGAAGAAGCUCCCAAGAACAAUGAACAAGCUCUAUCACUUGCAAACUCUUGAUAUCAGGAAGACUCAGAUAAAGAGAAUCACAUUUCAAAUCAAAUGUUUAAGAAAUCUACGACAUCUAGAGAUGAAACAAGAUGACCAAUGCAUCCAGAUCCCGAUAGGAUUUAAUCAGCUUGACAAACUCCAGAUAUUAACUGGGUUGCAAGCAAGCACAGCCGUGGUUUGUGAGAUUGCAAGCCUUACCCAGCUGAAGAAGCUUUCGAUAGAGGAUUUAAAAAAUGAAGAUGCCAAAGAGCUAUGCUCUUCUGUGAACAAUAUGAAGGAACUAUCAUACCUAUCCAUCUUCCCUAGCGAUGGCACCAGGCCACUUGAUCUUGCAAUGUUGAAACCUUCUUCAUGUCUACAGAAGCUGCAUCUAGCUGGAUCUUUGCAGACAUUGCCAAAUUGGUUUGCUCAACUACACAACCUUACAAAGCUGCGCUUGAGCUUCUCAGAGCUGGAAGAUGACCCGCUUUCAGUUCUUGUUCGAUUGCCGAAUCUGCUGUUCCUCCAGCUGAACAAUGCAUACAAGGGGAAAGUAAUGAGAUGCUGCCGUUCCGGUUUUCUAAAGCUGAAAAUCUUCAUCAUAACUGAACUUGAGGAACUGGAGCGGUGGGAUGUUGUUGAUGGAGCAAUGCCAUGUGUUCAAGAAGUGUGGAUCAUGUCAUGUGCAAAGUUGGCAGCUAUUCCUGCUGGGUUCCAGUCACUUGCUACAUUGCAGAGGUUGAGAUUGGUGGGCAUGUCAAGCUCCUUUCUUGGUAAAUUGGGGGAUGGUGGUGAUGAUUUUAUAAGGGUCAGACAUAUUCCAUCUAUCCAGAUCAUUCAACAGUUUGGGCAGCCCUAAAAUUGUCCUGCAAAUAGGUUUCCUACCACGAGCUGACAAGAUUUGAAGAUGAUGAUAUCUUAAGAGUUUUUUUCCCUUUUGUGUGUGUGUGUGUGUGUGUGUGUGUGUGUCGCCAUGACAGUGACAGCAUGGUUCUUUUCCGUGUGCCAUGCUUCGCUUCCAAUGAUCAGCAGAGCCUCCACUGCCUCGCUGCUCCCUCUACCGGUUCCAAACUAGGUGUACAUUUUAGAUGAAAGGUGCCCUUAUGUUUAAUCUUUAAGGCCCAAUGUACCAUAAAGAAGCUCCUUUGAGUAUGUUAGCAGUCAGUAGAAUUGCUUGCUGUAAAUUGUAAUUAUGAGAUAUUAGAAGGUUUUUAUAUUCAGGCAAACUGGAUUGCACAACAAUAU
Molecule: messenger RNA, 3029 nt
Organism: Triticum aestivum (bread wheat)
Lineage: Eukaryota; Viridiplantae; Streptophyta; Magnoliopsida; Poales; Poaceae
Product: disease resistance protein RPM1-like
Exons: 1
Coding region: 1-2643 (880 amino acids)
Biological process (GO): defense response to other organism
Molecular function (GO): ADP binding
Source: RefSeq, a predicted model, not a curated record